CGUUGCGUGACACUAUUAUUCUCCUCCCUCCCUUUUUGUCUCUUCAAUUAUUCUUCUCUGAGCUGUAAAAAAAAAAGAAGAUUCUCUCCAACUCUCUCGCCGGCUCUUCCAUGGAAGAUUACAACCGUCAAAGAGCCUACGGAGACACAGGGAUGCAGAUCCAGCCUUACCACGGUGGCGGUGGUCUAGGAACCGGCGACUUCAGAAGCUACAGCACCUCAUACGCGACGGAGAACAACAUAUACGAUAUCAAGAAGGAGAAAUCGAUAUCGAGGUCGAAGUCUUGGGGGAUAACGGACCCGGAGCUCCAGAGGAAGAAACGGGUCGCGAGUUAUAAGAUGUAUAGUGUUGAAGGUAAAGUCAAAGGCUCUUUUAGAAAAAGUUUCAGAUGGCUUAAGCAGAGGUAUACACAGGUUGUCUAUGGCUGGUGGUGAUCAAAGAGUUUUCAACUUUUUUUUUUUUUUUAUCUUAUUUGAGCUUUGAGUAUUCUUUUCUGUUUUUGAUAUUUUGGUUUUGAUUUCCUCAAGUAAUUAUGUUUCUUAUCUCUCUUUCUGUCUCUUAUGUAUCUUUGUGUGUUGUGUUAUUCAAUGUAAUGGCUGCAAUUAUAUAUGAUUAUAUUAGUUUACAUGUAUCCUUGAGUUUCACAAACCUUUUUUGGAUGGAGAAGCAGUCUCUUGCAUAAA
This is a messenger RNA of Eruca vesicaria subsp. sativa (arugula), 683 nucleotides long. The record is from the annotation of a GenBank genome assembly. Lineage: Eukaryota; Viridiplantae; Streptophyta; Magnoliopsida; Brassicales; Brassicaceae.